AUGGCUCCCUCGGCCAUCGACGACCGACUGCCCCAGGCGCCGCACGAAAAGACAUAUCCGCCGGCCAAGAUCUUCACCGUCAAGGAAACCAAGUUUGAAAAGUUCAUCGAGCCCCAGACCGACGGCCGCAAGAGGGCGCUGGAGCAGCCCGGCAAUGCUGCCAUCGUGAUAGAUAAUGGAUCCUCCGCCGUCCGAGCAGGAUGGUCCUUCGAGUCCGCGCCCCGGAUAAACAUACCGCCCAUCAUGGCCAAGUACCGCGACAGAAAGCUUGCAAAGACCUUCUCCUUUGCCGGCUCAGAUUGUUACGCCGAUACGGCCUCACGAGGCCAUAUCCGAAACGCAUUCGAAGCCGGCACCGGCAUCAUAACCAUGACUGAGAUUAUCUUCGAAUGCUAUGGCGCACCAUCCCUCGCCUAUGGUAUCGACUCGCUCUUCUCGUACAGGCAUAACAAUGGAAAGACGGGGCUAGUUGUGUCUUCUUCUCACACAUCUACUCACAUAAUACCAGUCUACAACUCAAAAGCGCUGCUUUCUCAAGCCACAAGACUGAACUGGGGUGGCUACCAUAACGCCGAGUAUCUGCUCAAGCUGAUCAGGCUAAAGUACCCUUCCUUUACUGGUAAACUCAACUCUUCACAAGCAGAGCACAUGAUACAAGAUCAUUUCUACGUCUCAAAGGAUUAUGACAACGAGAUUCGCGAUUAUCUCGACUGGCAUGGCCUAGAAGACCGAGAUGUUGUCAUCCAAUACCCCUUCACAGAGGAAGUGAUUGUUCAAAAGAGCCAGGAAGAGCUGGAUCGCAUUGCAGAGCGCAAAAAGGAGAGCGGGAGAAGAUUGCAGGAACAAGCCGCCAAGAUGAGGCUCGAGAAGCUCAUCAAGAAGGAGCAGGAUUUAGAGUACUACAAGAACCUUCAGGGUCGGUUAGUCGACGAGACGAAAAAGGAAACGCGGCGUCUACUCGAUAGUCACGACAUCAAAGACGAGGGCCAGCUGGAAAAGAUCAUCAAGGAGCUGGAGAAGUCGAUCAAGAAGGCCCGCACCAAGGACGUUGGGGGCGAUCCCGAGGAGGAGCAAGAACAACCAGAUUUCAGUCUCUUGGAAAUUCCAGACGAGGAACUCGACGAAGCGCAAAUAAAGCAGAAGCGGCAACAGCGUCUCCUCAAAUCGAAUCACGAGGCUCGGGCUCGUGCCAAGGCUGAAAAGGAGGCAGAGAAAGCCCGCAUCGUCGAGGCGGAGAGGCUCGACCAGGAGCGUCGUGAGAAUGAUCUAGACGGAUGGCUUGGCAAGAAGCACCAAGCCUUGCAGGACACGCUCCAAAAGAUCAAGGAGCGUGAUAGGUUGAAGCAAGAUUUGGGUAACCGCAAGUCUCUCGCGUCUCAGAUCCGCAUGAAGAGCAUCGCCAACCUCGCAUCUGACAACCCCACGAAGAAGAGGCGGCGCGGCGGUGACGACGACAACUUUGGCGCCAACGAUGACGACUGGGGCGUCUAUCGCCAGAUUGCCGUGGGAGACAACAGCGACGAAGAGCAAGAGGAGGAAGAUCUCGCUUCGACCUUGAAAACGCUAGAGCAGGACCUGCUCAAGUACGACCCCAACUUUACCUACGAAAACACCCAGGAGGCGCAAACCGUCUGGUCCAAGUCUCUGCUCCACGCCUUUACGCGCGGCCCGCGACCCAUCGAUCCGGCUUCCCAGGCAGAGCUGCACCAGAUCCAUCUCAACGUCGAGCGCAUCCGCGUGCCCGAGGUCGUCUUCCGGCCCUCCAUCGCGGGUGUCGACCAGGCCGGCAUCAUUGAGAUUGCGGGCGACGUGCUCACGCAGCGCCUCGGAAGUCUGCCCAACCGCGACGACUUCCUCAAGGACAUUUUUCUCACGGGCGGCAACACCUUGUUCCGCAACUUUGACGACCGCGUGCGGGACGGAUUGAGGGCUCUGCUGCCGGCGGAUUCGCCGCUCGUGGUGCGGCGGGCGGAGGAUGCGCUGCUGGAUGCUUGGAAGGGUGCUGCUGGGUGGGUUGGGUCGUCGGCUUGGAAGACGGCGGCGAUUACGAGGGAGGAGUACCAGGAAAAGGGGGCGGAGUAUAUCAAGGAACACGACAUGGGCAACUCGUACGCGUGA
Messenger RNA from Trichoderma aggressivum f. europaeum, 2118 nucleotides. RefSeq lists its product as uncharacterized. The record is from RefSeq and is a predicted model, not a curated record. The transcript has 4 exons. Lineage: Eukaryota; Fungi; Ascomycota; Sordariomycetes; Hypocreales; Hypocreaceae. Gene Ontology annotation, biological process: regulation of DNA-templated transcription. Gene Ontology annotation, cellular component: cytoplasm; Ino80 complex. The coding region runs from base 1 to 2118 and encodes 705 amino acids.